Molecule: messenger RNA, 1799 nt
Organism: Hordeum vulgare subsp. vulgare (domesticated barley)
Lineage: Eukaryota; Viridiplantae; Streptophyta; Magnoliopsida; Poales; Poaceae
Exons: 11
Coding region: 23-1186 (387 amino acids)
Biological process (GO): protein K48-linked deubiquitination
Cellular component (GO): nucleus
Molecular function (GO): cysteine-type deubiquitinase activity; ubiquitin binding
Source: RefSeq, a predicted model, not a curated record
GAAUCUCCUGCAAGCCAAAGAAAUGGGGAUAAAAUUCGAGGUCAACCUCUACGGGGACAGGGCGGGAAGCAGCGGAGGCGGAGACGGCGGCGCCGGACCCACACCGCCGCCUGCACCGGGCCUUGCGCCGUCAGCCUCCCUCGACCCCGCGGCGGCGGUUUCCACCUCGUCGCUCCCGCUUCGGCCGCCGCUGACCCCCAUCGUCAAGCACACGGAUGAAGGAUCGGAUGACGAUGAUGAUGAUGAUUGGCCCCAAGAAGAAGAUAGAAUGGAUUGGGAGGCGGCGCAAGAUGAUGUGGAUGAAGGAUUGGAUGAUGAUGAUGAUUGGCCCGAAGACGAAGAUGACGAGGGUUGGGAGGUGAUGCAAGAGGAUGAGGAUGAAUUACCUGAUGAUGAGAAACUCUACAUUCCAUUGUUUAUGAGCGCUCAAGAGAGGAAUCUCCCGCAUAAUCUUGUUCGGCAUGACUCGGUGCCGCUCAACAAAAAUGAAUAUUUUUCUCUGUGGAAAAAUUGGAAUAAGCUGCUGGAUGGCAAGAGAACAUACCUCCGACCACUGAAGGACUGCCGUGUUCUCAGUGUCAGUGGUGUUUUCCGGUGUCCGGAUGCUCAUCCAAGGACAUUAGGAUGCCAGGAACCACUCUUAAAUUUGGUUCAUGAUUAUCCAGAUAGUGACAUUGUCCAGGAAAUAAUCAAGAUUCUUUGUCAACGCUAUGUGCACUUCAGACGAACUCGCGGAGAUGGCAACUAUUUCUACAGAGCUUUCCUUUUCUCCUACAUGGAAAAUCUUGGACAAAUGCAAGAUAGUCAAGCUGAAGUUACUCGUCUAAUGGAACAUGUGGCAGUGUCCAGAGAGAAUUUCUGUCGUCUGAAAUGGGACAAAGCAUACUUCUUAAAUCCUGAAGAAUACUUUUCAAGUGUUGUUUCUGAGUUGAAUCAUUUGGUCAAUUCUGUUGCAAAUGGUCUGAGUUCUCACGACUUGUACAAGAGAAGUCUACAGGAGAUCAUGCCACUCAGGAUUAUUUCUUUGCUAAGAUUGCUGGCAGAGACUGAGAUCCGUACUCGAGAAGCUCAUUACAAAUCAUUUAUCCCUGGAGAGAUGAAUGUCCAUCAGACUGAGCUCACUAUUUCACAUUUUAUGGUUUUGGCAUCAGUAUUGCUGCAAGGAGGUGCGUCCUCUGGAUAUUAAACCAACGAUGUUGGCAAUGAGGGCUCUAACAUAUGCACUUGGCAUCCCGCUGCGACUCGAAAUUAUAGGCAAAGCCUUGCAGGAUGGACAUUUGCAAGUAAAGCGCCUUGAUUUCUUCCCUCAGUCAGUGUCAGGGAAGGGUGCUUUCCAUAUGGUCCAAAGCUACUGGCCCUCAACCACAACCCCUGAACCACUGGAGCUGGGAAGCGGCAACCUGUUAUUAUCAUCUGAUGGCACGCCUUCGCUCACCUUGCUGUGUAGGUCUGAGGACUGCGACAUUCUUUAUCGCAAGUGAACUGUGCAAGUAUUUUGUAGGUUAUAGUUGGCAAAAAUCAUUCCUGGACGAUGACACAUAAAUCUAUUAAUUGAUAGUCCAAUACAGCAUGGCCAUGUAGGUUUUUACUGGCAUUUGAGAAAAAAAGCAACGAGCUGUUUUAUUCGCUUAGGAAAGUUUAGUGAUGUAGUCUUCAACCAGGCAUCGAUUAUGAGGGAAUACUUGGAUUGGGAAAUAUGAAUACAUAGUGCAGUUCUUACUGAUAUUGUACUCAUUUGCUUCCGUGUUCGGAAGGAAGCUAAAUAAUUGAUGAGGACAUGCGAAGAAUUAUAUGUUUUA